Molecule: messenger RNA, 882 nt
Organism: Alternaria hordeiaustralica
Lineage: Eukaryota; Fungi; Ascomycota; Dothideomycetes; Pleosporales; Pleosporaceae
Exons: 1
Coding region: 1-882 (293 amino acids)
Biological process (GO): regulation of transcription by RNA polymerase II
Molecular function (GO): DNA-binding transcription activator activity, RNA polymerase II-specific
Source: RefSeq, a predicted model, not a curated record
AUGAUCCUUGGCCUAACCCUGAUGCACGACUCUGCUCUUGCCCACUCUCCCACCCAAUCUAUCUCUCUCCAAAACGCAUCCCUGUGCCACUGGUCCCACGCCACAACGCAGUACCAGCGUCUUCUCUCCGGCCCCAUCCCUCCGUCGCAACGCGAUGCCAUCUGGGCCACCGGCGUCCACCUCGGCGCAGCAUCUUUCUGGUACCUCGAAUCCGAUGACCCUUACGCCGUCUGGCCUCUCAAAUCCUCCGAGCCGGGUGACCUGGCGUGGAUGAAGAUCGGAGAGGGAAAACGCCAUCUCUGGCGUAUCGCAGAUCCAACAAGAGAGGAUAGCGUGUUCAACCGCGUCCUGAAGAAGAAGACAGGCCCAUGUCCUACGCCGCCUGAGUGGAUGAUCAGCAACGACACUAGUCUCGUGCCUGAAAAGGUUAGACUGAUGUUCGGUAUCACGGAAGAGUCUAAUAAGGAGAAUAACGUCUAUCACUUCCCCGUCCUCAUCCUCUCGCGCAUCCAGCAUCUACGCCUAUCGCAUACCAACGUAUUGGAUUUCCUAUACUUUACCGCGUUUCUCACGCCCGAUUUCCUAGCCCUGCUGGAACACAAAGACCCCAAAGCCGUGUUUUUGCUAGGCUGGUGGUUUAGCAUGUGUCGCGAUGGCACGCUUUGGUGGGUGACGCGUCGUGCGAGGGUCGAAGGAGAGGCUGUGCGGAUCUGGCUGGGGAGGGUGGAUAAGCGUCUUUUGGAUUUGUUGGAGGAGCUGGGUAGGAGGAGGGUGCAUGUUAUGGAAGAGAGGUUCUGGGCUAUGGAGAGGGUGGUGGAUGAGGAGGGGUUUGAGACUAAUUGGGCGUUGGAUUCUAGAGGGAGGAUAUUGACGGUUGCUUGA